AUGGUGCUCCCACUUUCGUUGCUUCGUACUGCUCAAAAUCAUCCAAUGCUAAUCGAACUGAAGAAUGGAGAAACAUACAACGGUCAUUUGCAAUCUUGUGACUCUUGGAUGAAUAUUCACUUAAGGGAUGUGAUUUUUACCUCAAAGGAUGGUGAUAAAUUCUUCAAAAUGCCAGAGGUUUACAUUCGAGGAUCAACUGUAAAGUAUCUUCGCAUACCUGAAACGGUA
Molecule: messenger RNA, 228 nt
Organism: Cooperia oncophora
Lineage: Eukaryota; Metazoa; Nematoda; Chromadorea; Rhabditida; Trichostrongylidae
Source: the annotation of a GenBank genome assembly